This is a messenger RNA of Acanthochromis polyacanthus (spiny chromis), 3227 nucleotides long. It is a transcript of the gene cabp2a, whose product is annotated as calcium binding protein 2a. Bases 440 to 1153 code for a protein of 237 amino acids. Gene Ontology annotation, molecular function: calcium ion binding. The record is from RefSeq and is a predicted model, not a curated record. The transcript has 7 exons. Lineage: Eukaryota; Metazoa; Chordata; Actinopteri; Pomacentridae.
AGGGAAGAGAGAAAGUGGUCGAGUCAUGCAAUCAGAGCCAGAGUCUGGUGGCAGCAGGUUGUUUCAGCCCAGAUAUGACCCAGCACCGUCAAUCUCCCAUCACCCUGCUGCCGUUUCCCCAUCAUAUCACACUAAACAUCUCAUAGCUCGUUAUGGCAGCCUCCGGCAACCUGUAGGAGCUUAAUGCGGCACCAUAUACUUAGCUUACCUCCCUCUGGACCAAAAGGAUCUUGGAUUGUAGCACGUGCGGUAGAAAGGAGUCGCUUUUAGUAGUGGUGGUGCAAGUGGACACAUUUGCCUUCGCCUUGCUGGGUGUUGAUGCACUGGAUCUAGUACGGAUUUUGGACUUCAAUGUGGCAUUUGAACAGAGAAAGGGGGAAAGAGAAGAAACCUGGGACGAAGAAGGAGGGUGGGGAGACAGGAACAAGAGGGCAGGGUGAUGGGAAACAUCAACAAGGCUUCUAAAAAGAACAGUAAAAGGUUAAAGGGGCCCACAGAACGAAGCGGCACCCCACUGGCCGCCGCCAUGCUGGGGGGCCUGGGUGGUCCAGAGGAGGUGGACACAGAGGACGAGGAGGAAGGAGGCAGCGAGCGCGAGUUCGAGGAGCCCCUGUGCGCUCUGGUUAAGAACUGCAACAUGCUGCACAACAUAGUGGGCCCCGCUUGUAUCUUCCUCAGACAGGGCUUCGCACAGAGCCAGCUUGACAGAGAUCUACGACCAGAAGAAAUGGAAGAGCUGCGUGAGGCAUUCAGGGAGUUUGACAAAGACAAGGACGGCUUCAUCAGCUGUAAGGACCUGGGCGAGUGCAUGAGGACUAUGGGAUACAUGCCCACCGAGAUGGAACUCAUAGAGCUCAGCCAGCAGAUCUGUGGUGGCAGAGUGGAUUUUGAGGACUUUGUAGAAUUGAUGGGCCCCAAGAUGCUGGCUGAGACUGCAGACAUGAUUGGAGUCAAGGAGUUAAGGGACGCCUUCAGAGAGUUUGACUCCGAUGGCGAUGGUCAGAUCAGCCUUGCGGAGCUUAGGGAAGCCAUGAAGAAGCUUAUGGGCGAGCAGCUCAACCACCGCGAGAUUGACGAGAUCCUGCGAGAUGUGGACCUUAAUGGAGACGGACAGGUGGACUUUGAAGAGUUUGUGCGAAUGAUGUCUCGCUGAGUCUUCAGCAAACCUCACUCUGCUGCAAUAAACACAACAUGAACUGGACUGUGCACUGUUAAUUUUAAAAAAAAAAUUCUGAUGUACAAAGACUUCUUAGUGUCUGUAAUUUUUCACUUACCUCCACCACCUCUCAAGCAUAAAAAGUGUCCCCUCAAUGUGUUACUGUCACAUGAAUGUUUUAUUUAAUGUGUGUAUUGAGAGAUUAUAGAGAAGGAGAGUUCAACCAAAGCUGUGGUGUCCUCAGAUGUGAAUUUGACUUUGAAUAUGAAGACAGGUGACAAAUUGAACACCUUUGCAAGAUUCUAGACUGAGGUGUUAUUCAGGGUUAGUCCACCACCAUCAUCAGAACACCAAAUAAGGGAACAUAUUUAGAAAAAUGUUAAUCCAUCCCUCCAGUAGAAUUGCACAAACUUAAAGAAAUCAAUGCAAAGGUGCAUUGAAGCAAGUAGCAAUCAAACAUCUUACUGAGGCAUUAUACAUUGGUUUUUCCUCUAAUCUGUCACCCACUUGUAUGUCUGUAUAUGUACAUUUGCAAAAGAAUUACUUUUAAAAAUCUAGUUAUGUAAAAUCCAACCUGCACUGACUAGAUACUAUAAACUUCAAAUAGAAUUUUGUUUGUUUUCAUAAUUUGGGCAAGCCAACCAAUUAAAUAUGCAGUUUGUCACCUGACCUGUAUCUGAAAGUACUGAAGAUGUAAGAUUAAUAAUUUCAAUAAUAAUGCCACAUCUAAAACCCUCAAUUUAAACUUGAAUUUUAUUACCAUCCAACCUCUAGGGGUUGGCUGGAUGCAACAAAAUAACUAGAUGUUAUUGGUUCAGGUAGAAGGGAUUUAUAGCUUAGUGGCAAAAGGAACAUAAAAGUGAUAAAGAACACAAGACUGGUGAGUGUUGCUAAAUCAAAGAACAGAAUAAAACCAAAUGAAGGCUAACAGAGUUUCUAAACUAUCUAAACACAAACAAAGUAACUAAACUCCCUAGCCUAACAUAAGUACAUCAGCAACACCCACCACAAGUAACAAAAACAAAUAAUCAUGCACAAAACGAACAAAAAAAACAAAAACAAACUGGUGCCUCACACUCACUGAUUGCACAGUUCACAAAGACUCUAAACACCGAGUAGCUUCUUCACUAAGUUGGUGGACUGCUACCUGGAGCCUCAGUCUCUACUUGAGACUGUAGGCUCCACACCAAAGUAGCAGCUGCCAACAGAAACACGAACCCGCCACAACUAUCUACCGACCGAAACACGGAAAUACAAAUAAAUCACUCACAGAGGCACCAGUGCAGACUGGUCACAGAUACCAGCCACCCAGACUUAGAAAAUGGUUGCAGACAAUUAGUCUGCAGGUGUGGUGAGGGCUGUGUCCGGUUAGUUGGAGGUGGAGGGGAGCUGGAGGGUGGCUCAAUCAGGAAGGUCAGGAGGCGGGGAGAACAAGGUUGCAGUGCAGGUUGUCAACUCCUGAGUCGUUAGUUGGAAUGACCAGCAGCUGGGGUUCCUGGAGAGACUCAGAAACAGCCACAGCUGAACCCACACAUGCAAUCUCCCCCACACAAAGUCCUAACAGAAUGCCACCCAGAAACCUGACGGCACACCAAUACUGGUGGCCGUAGCAAAUGUAUACAUUGACUGUGACUGUGUGUAUUACUCUAAUACAUAUAGAAAGGUGAAUGCUUUGUUAAUAGAACAAGUAUAUAAGAUUAUAUAAAUAUAUAUUUACAUCUUUAUUGCACAAACAUGUAUUCAUGACCUAUGCAUUACUGUGAGUUGUGUUUUCAGCUCUGCACUUUGAUGUCAUUAAACCGAUGCAAGCAAAUCAAGUUCUUGCUGAUACUGUAAUUUUUAAGCAUCUUUUUGAUACCUAUUUGACAGAAGAUCAUUUUGGUGUCUGCUGCACAUCUGUACACAUCACAUUUUUGUCCAUACACCUUUUUUCCCUAUUGGUAAAAUUUAACUGAUAACCUGUCUAAGUUUACUUUAUGCAAGCAUAUGCAGCUUUCCUGUUUCAUGUUUUAUUUGAACAGUGUUUGACAGGUCAGAAAACACAUUGUAAAUAAUAACAACAGAUGAAUAA